Molecule: messenger RNA, 1671 nt
Organism: Dimorphilus gyrociliatus
Lineage: Eukaryota; Metazoa; Annelida; Polychaeta; Dinophilidae
Source: the annotation of a GenBank genome assembly
GAUUUUCGAUUCGGUUGUUGUUAGAUAAGCAGUGGACGUUUAGCAUGCUGUUUUCUCUUAUAAAAAGUCAAUCCUAUGGAUUAACUUUUUAAUAAAAUUUGUGUUCGAAAUAAUUCCAAUUUAGCUGCACUGUAAGUACUUGGAAAACUUUUCCUUUAUCAUUAGUAUCACAAUCAUAAUAUUCUAUCAUGAUUAUUUUAUUAAGUCUUUCUUUUUCGAUCGGCUAAAAUAAAACAAUUUAUCUUUUUAAAAUUAGCUUCCAUUUAGUUCAUAUCAAUUAGUAAAAUCCAAUUAAUAUAGUCCUUUUAACUUCAGUGAAUAAGUGCGUAAGAAAAUAAGUUUCAUAGAUUGUAAUUUUUAUUUUACUUUUUUUUUUAAAAAAAAAACCGUUCAGUCAAUAAAUCAUUUGUAUGCGCAUGAGAUAAGAUAAAAUAAAUUGUAUCCAAGAGUUUAUAGAUAACGAAAUAGCUAACGACAAUUAUUUUAAAUUUCUUUCAACACGAAGGCUUUUCAAGUUGUGUAUCUGACGAUCGAUUUAUUGAAAUAUGAUAUGGGGAAAUAUCGCUUUAAACUCAUAGUGUGCGCUUUGUUCUAAAUGGAAAAGCUUCAAUAUGUCCAGAAAUUCCGACCAAGCGUUCAAUCUAACACGCUAUGAAUUGGAACAGUUUCAGCGGGCUCGCCGAUUCAAAACCGAACGUCGAGCUAGCUUGUGGAGUUUGGACGAAUCAAGAAGGCACAAACAAUAUCGUUUCUCGUCUACCCUUUCACCGGAAGCCCAAUUCGCAAUGAAAUUAGCCUCUGAAGAAAAAUACCAAAAGAAUAGAUCGCACAGCUCUAUUAAGUUUUUGCCGCCAUUAAAGUCUUCUAAGCCAGCUGGAGAUAGCUCAAGUCAUUCAGAACAGAGUGAUUUUAUCAAAGUUCUGCAAUGCGAUUGUGAAGAUGAUACCUCCAGUGUUUUCGAUGACGCCGCCAUAGAUGAAAUAGCUCGCCAGAAUAGUUCACAUGUUCAAAAUAUUAAACAGCGCGAGGAUGAGGCCUAGUCGUUUUUUAUCGCCAUUCUUAAACUCUUUCCAUCUAAUGUAUAUUUUAUACUUUUAAUAAUGAAAAAAAAAACAAGAAAAUUAUCUUUCAAUAAAUCUAUUUUUAAUUAUUUUAUAUGGUUUAUAGUACUUGGUCAUUUAAAAUUUGACUCUCUUUAAGCUUGAAAAAGCACCCAGUCGUUUAAGAGUGUUUUAGUUUGAUUUAGCUGAAUUGGCGUAUAGAAAAGUUAAGUGCUUCUCGACCGAUUUUAUUCAAGUAAAGAGAGUGACCAUUUUAACUCUAGCCAUAAAAAGAAAAAUUAAUAAAUCGAAUGGAAGCUGUAAAUCGAUUUCAUUCGAUCGCCUAAUGAGUAACCUACAGCUAGGAUUGUACUCAAAGGGCUUAAUAUUUCGAUUAUAUUUCUUUAUCAUAGGCCUAGACUUAAUUUGUACUCUUUCUUUGAGACCAUAGAUCAGAUAGUUGAUUAUUGUUUAUAACAACGAGUUAUCUAGGCUGAAAGAGAACUAAUAACCCUCUUUGCAUAUUUCAUAAUAAUAGAAUUUUAAGGAAAAAAAGGAGUGAAAGAAAAUAAUGCAUCAAUUAAUAAUCAAUUAAUAAUACUUCAAUAAACAGGCAUAUAACAUCUUUUCC